ACAGAUUUAAAGGAAGGGAAGGAUUCUGUGUGCCUGGGUGAGUUUUCUCUUCAUGUCAAAAGAGGUAUGUAGGUUAAUUGAAGGCUCUGGUUCCCUGUGCAUGACUAUGCAGGGACAGACUGCUCUCAUUUUGUUUCAUAAUGUGGUGCCAGACUAAGAUUCUGUCGAGUGCAUAAAACAACUUACAAAUGUAUAAAACAACAACAACAAUUUGCUCUGCUAUAACACGUGACAAUAGACUACUUGGUGAUAGUGGCUUCGCUGCUUCAUUUGACAUUUUGGGUGAGGAAAACUUUGAAACCCUUUAGAAUUUGUCAAUUUAUUUGUGAUAGGAUACCACUGUCUUUAAUAGUGCGUCCGAUUCUCAUCCAGUCUCACCACGGCUGUAAAAAGAUGCAUUGAAUUGAUCAUGAGUAAAGCUUGCCAUUGCGUCUCUUGAAAUGUUGGUACCUGGAGCUCUCACCGCAGCAGCCUGCGACUCUCAGACAGGUGCAUUGUCAUGUAUGACUGUUCUCAUUGUGAGUCAGUUGGAAUCCUAAAUGCUGAUGGCAACACACAAAGGAGAGAUAAACUACUUCUGUUGUGGCGACAGAGACAGGAGGAAGUUACCAUCUGCUGACACAUGAAGAACCAUCACCACUUGCAGAUUAAUGUGUCACUGAUGACUGACACCGCACAACAGCAAGGACAUGAUGCGUGCACAUGCACAAAGUUCAAAAGAGUGUUUCCCCAGACAUGGCCAUCUCUGAUGAGCUCCACUACCUUGAGGUUUAUCUCACUGAUGAAUUUGCAAAGGGGCGGAAGGUGGCAGAUCUCUACGAGCUGGUGCAGUAUGCUGGGAACAUCAUUCCACGACUCUACCUGCUGAUCACAGUGGGGGUGGUGUAUGUUCGCUCCUUCCCUCAGUCACGCAAGGACAUUCUCAAGGACCUGGUGGAGAUGUGUCGGGGUGUCCAGCACCCUCUCAGGGGUCUCUUUCUCCGAAACUACCUGCUGCAGUGCACUCGCAACAUCUUGCCAGAUGACGGAGAGCAGUCUGAGGGAACAGAAGAGAUGACUGGUGACAUCAACGACUCCAUCGACUUUGUCCUCCUGAACUUUGCGGAAAUGAACAAACUGUGGGUGCGAAUGCAGCAUCAGGGCCACAGUCGAGAUCGCGAGAAAAGAGAGAAGGAGAGACAGGAGUUGAGGAUUCUGGUUGGAACCAACUUGGUUCGCCUCAGUCAGCUGGAGGGGGUCAACGUGGAGAAGUACAAGCAGAUCGUUCUCCCAGGAGUGCUGGAGCAGGUUGUGAAUUGUAGAGACUCACUGGCACAGGAAUACCUCAUGGAAUGCAUAAUUCAGGUUUUCCCUGAUGAAUUCCACCUUCAGACCCUGAACCCUUUCCUGCGGUCCUGUGCCGAGUUACAUCAACAUGUCAACGUCAAGAACAUCAUCAUUGCCCUCAUUGACAGGUUGGCUCUGUUUGCUCACCGAGAGGACGGCCCUGGUAUUCCAGCGGAGAUUAAACUGUUUGACAUUUUUUCACAGCAAGUGGCCACUGUCAUUCAGUCUCGUCAGGACAUGCCCUCCGAAGACGUGGUGUCUCUUCAAGUCUCUCUCAUCAAUUUGGCCAUGAAAUGUUACCCCGACCGCGUGGACUACGUCGAUAAAGUCUUGGAAAGCACUGUGGAGAUAUUUAACAAGCUCAACCUGGAACACAUAGCGACCAGCAGCGCCGUGUCCAAAGAGCUGACCAGACUGCUGAAGAUUCCAGUGGACACCUAUAACAACAUCCUGACAGUGCUGCAGCUCAAACAUUUCCCUCCUCUUUUUGAAUAUUUCGACUACGAGUCUCGCAAGAACAUGAGCUGCUACGUGUUGAGCAACACGCUGGACUACAACACCACCAUCGUGGCUCAGGAGCAGGUUGACGCCAUCUUGAACUUGGUGGCCACACUGAUCCAAGACCAGCCAGAUCAGCCGGCUGAUGACCCUGACCCAGAGGACUUUGCAGAGGAGCAAAGCCUCGUCGGACGUUUCAUCCACCUGCUCCACUCGGAUGAUCCUGACCAGCAGUACCUUAUCCUGAACACAGCUCGCAAACACUUUGGUGCCGGCGGUAACCAAAGGAUUCGCUACACCCUGCCUCCUCUGGUGUUCGCAGCCUACCAGUUGGCCUUCAGAUACAAAGAGAACUCCUCCCUGGACGACAAGUGGGAAAAGAAGUGUCAGAAGAUCUUCUCCUUUGCCCAUCAGACCAUCAGUGCACUCAUCAAAGCUGAGCUCGCUGAGCUGCCUCUGCGGCUGUUCCUGCAGGGGGCGCUAGCUGCAGGAGAGAUUGGCUUUGAGAACCACGAAACUGUGGCUUAUGAGUUCAUGUCACAGGCGUUCUCUCUAUAUGAGGAUGAGAUCAGCGACUCCAAAGCUCAGCUUGCAGCCAUCACCCUCAUCAUCGGAACCUUUGAGAGAAUGCGAUGCUUCAGUGAAGAGAACCACGAGCCUCUGAGGACUCAGUGCGCACUGGCCGCCUCCAAGCUGUUGAAGAAGCCAGACCAGUGCAGAGCUGUCAGCAUCUGCGCCCACCUCUUCUGGUCGGGCAGAAGCACAGACAAGAACGGAGAAGAGAUCCGUGAUGGGAAAAGGGUGAUGGAAUGCCUUAAGAAAGCUCUCAAGAUUGCCAACCAGUGCAUGGACCAGUCGCUGCAGGUGCAGCUCUUCAUCGAAAUUCUCAACAGAUACGUCUGCUUCUAUGAAAGGGAAAACGACGCGGUCACUGUCCAGGUAUUAAACCAGCUGAUCCAGAAGAUCCGGGAGGACCUUCCCAACCUGGAGGCCAGCGAAGAGACGGAGCAGAUCAACAAACACUUCCACAACACACUGGAGCACCUCCGCCUGCAGAGAGAGUCCCCCGAGUCCGAGGGUCCUGUCUACGAGGGUCUGGUCCUUUAAAAGCAGGGGGUGCAAGAUGUCGGGUCCAUCCAUAGAUGUUCUAGUAUGACGACGCCCACACGGUCCCAUCUUUUGGUCAGGAGUCGUCAUGAUCCCUCAGAGACUCGCUCAUUCUACGUUGAUAUUAUUAUGAUUAUGAUCAUUAGUUUCCUCCCCCCGCUGAUCUUCAUGAGCAGGUCCGGGUGUUGCAUGUGUGAGCAGAACCCGCGUGCACUUGUGACACCAGUCCUCAUCCACCAUCUUCUCUUCUAACCUGCAUCUCUUCCUCGUCCAUGGUAGACUAACGCUCUUGAUGCUCCUGCUGUCAUGUCUUUGUGGUCACUUCAAACACACUCUGGUCUCACACUUGGCCGUGGACGGGUUUGUGUGGACCUCUAUUGUGCAGCCAUGUGCAUGAGUCUCCAUCCAUCGCUCAGUAGCUGCCGAGUUCAGUCAGUUCCAGAGUUUUGCUCUUUAUUUCUUCAGCUUUUCACAUUGUCUGGAGGAGGCGUGGCUAGAGAGGUUCUUGAUUUCCUUUGUGGACCAAUGGAGCGAGGGCUGACGGGGCUGUUGCUACUGUUGCCGUACAGAUCAGGUGGUGAUGCGUCCGUCAGUGUGUGUGUGAGAAAAUGACUGGCUUCUUUUUUGGCUUCUUCCUUUUGUCUUGUCGAUGUGUCAGAAGCAGCUCGCUGCUUUGAAUCCCUGCGCAGAUCCACUUCACUGAGAAUGAAAAGAAAUUGGAUUGUUAUAUAACAGGUAUCAUUGUCACUGCUGGAAUAAAACGGAAAAUUCAUAACCAUUUGCCUUUUGUUAAUUUUACAUCGACAGUAUAUCGAUAUAAUAAAGUAUUAUCACUAAUAUCCAGAGUGACUGUUUCUAUCCAGUAAUUUGUUGCGUUUUUUCUUUCCGUCACCAUCCCUCAGAUGAGUCCUCUGUUCUGAAGUGGGAUG
This is a messenger RNA of Synchiropus splendidus (mandarinfish), 3860 nucleotides long. RefSeq names its product VPS35 retromer complex component (gene vps35). Gene Ontology annotation, biological process: intracellular protein transport; retrograde transport, endosome to Golgi. NCBI's taxonomy places the organism in Eukaryota, Metazoa, Chordata, Actinopteri, Syngnathiformes, Callionymidae. The transcript is spliced from 15 exons. Gene Ontology annotation, cellular component: late endosome; retromer, cargo-selective complex; retromer complex. The record is from RefSeq and is a predicted model, not a curated record. Bases 703 to 2931 code for a protein of 742 amino acids.